GUUUACAUUUACUUGUUUUUGCUUUAGGCACUUUGAUUGUUUAUUGUUUUGAGGGUGUUUUUCUUAUUGAUUUUUAGUGUUUCUUAUUUCAUUUGCGUUACUUUUUUCGUUAGACAUUAUGCCAAAGAGGUGCUAUGUUUGUGAUAAAAAGAAUCCAGAAGUCUGUUUGCACUCGUUUCCUAAGAACGAGAAACUUUGUCUCAUAUGGAAAGAAACUUGUGGCCUGAGGAUUGAUGAUAAUAUUGCUAAUCUUAGCGUUUGUUCAAAUCACUUUAUCAGUGAUGACUAUUUUGAGCCUUGUGCUAAACAAAUUACAGGACGACGGGGACGACUAAUACUAAAACCUGAUAGAUAUCCAACUGUAAAAUGCCCAAAAAAAAUUGUUGAAAAACCUCUUGAAGUUCCUGCUCAAGAACUUAUUGAAGAACCUGUUGAAGAACCUGUUCAAGAAUUUUUUAAAGAACCUGUUGAAGAACCUGUUCAAGAAUUUAUUGAAGAACCUGUUGAAGAACCUGUUCAAGAAUUUAUUGAAGAACCUGUUGAAGAAAUUGUUCUAGAAUUUAUUGAGGAACCUAUUGAUCGGGUACAAAAUCCUUUAAACGUGGAACCAUGCACAUCUAUAAGUGUUGAUGAACCUUGUACUUCCCUCCAAAAGCGGAAAUAUUUAGAGCCUAGGUAUUUUGGAGAAGUGACUAGUCCUGACCUGGCUACUCCUAAAAGAGCAAAAAGGGUUAUGUUGUUGGCAAAAACACAAAUAAAUAUUUUAAGAAAAAGGGAAGCCAUUCUUAAAUCAAGAAAUCGAAGGCUCUGUAAAAAAGUUACAUCACUGAAAUCACUUAUCAAACAUCUUAGACAGGAGAAUGUUUUGUCUGAAAUACGCCAGAGAUGUAAUCAUGCAAACUUUACCAGAAUCAAUAAAGGAUACGACAGGAAGAAAAUUAAAGAUAAAUAA
Molecule: messenger RNA, 952 nt
Organism: Phyllotreta striolata
Lineage: Eukaryota; Metazoa; Arthropoda; Insecta; Coleoptera; Chrysomelidae
Source: the annotation of a GenBank genome assembly